Vombatus ursinus (common wombat) is the source of this 2204-nucleotide messenger RNA. RefSeq names its product thrombopoietin (gene THPO). The record is from RefSeq and is a predicted model, not a curated record. Gene Ontology annotation, molecular function: hormone activity; cytokine activity. Gene Ontology annotation, biological process: positive regulation of hematopoietic stem cell proliferation; cell population proliferation; thrombopoietin-mediated signaling pathway. NCBI's taxonomy places the organism in Eukaryota, Metazoa, Chordata, Mammalia, Diprotodontia, Vombatidae. Bases 613 to 1971 code for a protein of 452 amino acids. The transcript is spliced from 6 exons. Gene Ontology annotation, cellular component: extracellular region.
GACACACAGAGAGAAAUAUGGAAUUUCUGAAACCAAAACAAGUCCUCUAUGUGUUUUUUGAGAUGCAGCAUGACUUAGUAGAUGGAGUCUUGGCCUCAGGUACAGGAAGAUCCGGGCUCAGGUCUUGCCUCUGUCACUUACUAGCUAUGGAAACUGAUGAAGUUAUCAAAUUUCUGAGUACUUUCUAAGAAUUCCCAGCAGAAAAGGUGCUGACCUGAACCGGUACAAGGAGCUCACCUCAUUAGUGAGAUCUCAGGUCUAGUUCCUAUGGGGAGAGGGGAGGUCCUUCUUGUCAGAACCGUCCCAGGAGAAGUCUUGGGUUCCAACUGCCACCCAUCCCCCAUCUCCUUCCUAGACCAGGUGCCAUGUUUCCCAUUUCCUGGAGAGGAGGCCCCAAGUUCAACUGAACAGAAUGCUCUCCAGUCUAUGCCCCGAAUUGGAGCCCGGAAUCCUCGUCCAUCCACACCACCCCCAUCCUCUAAGUAAUGUCAGUGCUCAGGGGCUGAGCGUUCCUGGAGGACACACCAGCAGCUGUUUUCCUCUGGGUAGAGCCUGCCUCUAUCCCCAUCUCCAUCCUCACCUCCAGCCAAAGCAGGAGGACCUCCCUGAGGGAUGCUACACGCAAUAAUUCCAAGGCCUGAUCACAAUCAAUACUUGUGCCAAUAUUGCUGUUUUUCUCAUGUAGUUAGCACACAGAUCCCAAGGAGCGUUUCUAUUGCCCCCAUAGCGUGGAGCUGGUCAGGAAGCCAGACCCCAGCCCCUCUCCCCCAGGCGCCAGCAGCCCCCUACACCCAGCCGCCUCCAUGGCCUCAGGCAGAGCCCAGCGGAGAAGGCCCCACACAGGGAGCCACCCCAGCAGCCCGCCUGCUCAGCAUGGAGCUGACUGAGCUGCUUGUCGUGGUCAUGUUUCUCCUCGGUUCAAGACUCACUCUCACCCUGACCAGCCCUGCUCCCGUCUGUGACCCCAGACUCUUCAACAAGCUGCUCCGAGACUCUGCUGCCUUACACAGCAGACUGAGUCAAUGCUCGGACCUCGGGCCUCUGCCCAUACCUGUCCUGCUGCCCACCGUGGACUUCAGCCUUCGGGAAUGGAGAGCAAAGACGGAGCAGACCAAGGGGCAGGAGGUCCUCGCAGCCUUGACCUCACUGCUGGAAGGCGUGAUUGCGGCCCGAAGACAGCUGAGCCCCAGCUGCCUCUCCUCCCUGCUUGGGCAGCUCUCAGCCCAGACACGCAUGCUCCUCGGAGCUCUGCAAGGCCUCCUGGGAACCCCGUCUCUCCCAAAGGGCCAGACUGCAGCUUACAGAGAACCCACGGCCAUCUUCCUGAGCUUUCAGCAGCUCCUCCGAGGAAAGGUGCGUUUCCUGCUGCAUGCGCUAAGACCCAUCCUCUGCGCCAGGCAGGACCAGCCAGCCACAGCAGCCCCAGACAGUGGCUCUAUGCCCUCUGUCAGGACAGCCUCUGGGCUCAAAGACAAGGCCCUUGCAUCAUUGGAAAGGGCCCCUGGGAGCUCAGCCAGACCUACAGAAGCUCCCAAGGGAGCGUUCAGACCCCUGAACAGAAUUCCUGGAUUGCUGAACCACACAGCCAACCCCCUGGACAAAGACCCUGCACACUUGAACAUGACUCUUGGGCCCUCAAACAGAACCCAUGGCAUCUCUCCUGUACCCUCAGCCAGUACUGUGGGCAAGUCAAACAAGCCCCCUGGAACUCUAGAUGUAACCUUCCAAUCACCCAUUCUCUUGCCCGGACUGAUUACUUCCCCAAGUACUCCUCCUACUGGACACCAUGUGCUCUCUUCUCCCUCCCCCACCCCACCAACCUCCACACCCAGGUCUCUUGUCCCUUCCUCUUCCCCCUCAGCCACAAGCCCAGGAAACUUAGCUUUUUCUACAACCUGCUGCUUUCACUCCCAGAACAUGACCAAGGUCAUGCGGGACAUUCAGGGCCCCGCCACCUCAUCCCCUAGUUAAGUCCCAUAGUCUGAAAAGAAAGGCCUCCCCGGAGCAGGCCGGGAUACCCAGGACACCCACCCAACCUCAGCCUGGUCUAAGCUCCUUAGCCCAGCCCUGCUGACCUCUCAGGAGCCCACAGGCAGGCAACAAGCACCAGGAGGCCUCUCCAGGAUCCUUCCUGGAAGCCUUCUCCUGCCACACAGACGGAAAGGGAACAUUUUUCACUGUUUAAUUUCAGAAAAUAUUUUUUU